Chelonia mydas (Green sea turtle) is the source of this 5000-nucleotide messenger RNA. It is a transcript of the gene RRAGD, whose product is annotated as Ras related GTP binding D. Gene Ontology annotation, biological process: regulation of autophagy; positive regulation of TOR signaling; cellular response to amino acid stimulus. Lineage: Eukaryota; Metazoa; Chordata; Testudines; Cheloniidae. The transcript has 7 exons. The coding region runs from base 1084 to 2274 and encodes 396 amino acids. Gene Ontology annotation, cellular component: nucleus; Gtr1-Gtr2 GTPase complex; lysosome. The record is from RefSeq and is a predicted model, not a curated record. Gene Ontology annotation, molecular function: GTPase activity; GTP binding.
CUGCAAUCACCAGGUGGCAGGAAGUGGAGUGACCUGGCCCCAACCCACUCUGCUGGCUCGUGCUGGGGGGCGGUUCCCCCUUCCCCCCGCGGAGGCCUGGGGCCAGUCACUCCCCUCCCCCGCAGGGGGACUGCGUAGGGCACCACAAUGUCUAGGGAUGGCCCUGGUGCCAAGUCUGAAUGAUGGGGGUAGGCUAUGUGAAUGGGUGGUCUGGGGCAUGACUUGGUGUGCACAGUGUGCCCCUGCCUGUCUGUGAGUUCUGAUGGGGGGAGGCUGUGGGUGUGACCGGCCUGGGGCACAGCUCAGUGUGCAGGGUGUGGCAGUGCCUGUCUGUGAGUGAGGGGGGGAGGCUGUGUGACUGGCCUGGGGCACAGCUCAGUGUGGCAGUGACUGUGAGUGAUGGGGGAGGCUGUGAGUGUGAUUGGCCUGGGGCACAGCUCAGUGUGGCAGUGACUGUGAGUGAUGGGGGAGGCUGUGGGUCUGACUGGCCUGGGGCACAGCUCAGUGUGGCAGUGACUGUGAGUGAUGGGGGAGGCUGUGGGUGUGACUGGCCUGGGGCACAGCUCAGUGUGCAGGGUGUGGCAGUGCCUGUCUGUGAGUGAGGGGAGGAGGCUGUGAGUGUGACUGGCCUGGGGCACAGCUCAGUGUGGCAGUGACUGUGAGUGAUGGGGGGAGGCUGUGGGUGUGACUGGCUACCGCCUGGGGCACAGCUCGGUGGGGCACUGCCUGUCUGUGAGUGACGGGGGCGGGAGGAGUGGGUGUGACUGGGCCGGCUCGGCGCGCAAGUGUGGCAGUGCCCCUGUGCCAGCGCCGGGGGCUGGGCGGAGUGCGUGGCCCUGCCGGAGCCGUGUGCCGCGGCAGGGUGCACGGCCCUACCCUGCGUGUGCAGAGCGCGGCGGCGGUGCCUGUGUGAGUGAGUGACCGCCCGGCUGUGUCAGGUGACUCGGGUCACGCAGUCUCUCUCGCUCGCUCCUCUGGGAGGACGCGGGGCUCUGGCUGGCUGCUCCGGUCGCAGCACCGCCCGGGCCGAGACUUGCGGGGAAGGGAUCGAAUCGGAACCUCCAGCGGCGGGGGGCGGCCGCGAUGAGCCAGGUGCCGAGGAAGCCGCAGGAGGAGGAGGAGGAGGAGGAGGAAGAUGAGCUUGUUGGGCUCGCGGACUACGGGAAUGGGGCCGAGUCCUUCUCGGAUGGAGACCCGGAGACCGGCGCCGACGAAGCGUUUCUGGAUUUCAGUGACCCCUUCAGUACUGAAGUUAAGCCAAGAAUCCUACUCAUGGGACUGAGAAGAAGUGGGAAGUCUUCCAUUCAGAAAGUUGUCUUUCACAAAAUGUCUCCAAAUGAAACCCUUUUCUUGGAGAGCACUAACAAGAUCUGCAGAGAAGAUGUUUCCAACAGCUCCUUUGUUAACUUUCAGAUAUGGGACUUUCCUGGGCAAAUUGACUUCUUUGACCCUACAUUUGACUAUGAGAUGAUUUUCAGAGGCACUGGAGCACUGAUAUUUGUCAUAGAUUCUCAGGAUGAUUAUAUGGAGGCCUUGGCUAGGUUGCAUCUCACUGUGACCAGAGCUUAUAAAGUGAAUCCAGACAUCAACUUUGAAAUCUUUAUUCAUAAAGUGGAUGGUUUGUCUGAUGAUCACAAGAUUGAAACCCAAAGAGACAUUCACCAGAGGGCAAAUGAUGACCUUGCAGAUGCUGGAUUGGAGAAAAUUCACCUCAGCUUUUAUCUGACAAGCAUAUAUGAUCAUUCUAUAUUUGAAGCCUUUAGCAAAGUGGUACAGAAACUGAUUCCACAGCUCCCAACCCUGGAAAACCUCCUUAACAUCUUUAUCUCAAAUUCUGGGAUUGAGAAAGCAUUUCUGUUUGAUGUAGUCAGUAAAAUUUAUAUUGCAACGGACAGUACUCCAGUGGAUAUGCAAACUUAUGAGCUCUGCUGUGAUAUGAUAGAUGUUGUUAUCGAUAUUUCUUGUAUCUAUGGGCUCAAAGAAGAUGGCGCAGGAACACCUUAUGACAAAGAGUCAACAGCAAUCAUAAAACUGAACAAUACAACUGUCCUUUAUCUAAAGGAGGUGACAAAAUUCCUUGCUCUUGUUUGCUUUGUAAGAGAAGAAAGCUUUGAGAGAAAAGGACUAAUAGACUAUAACUUCCAUUGUUUUCGCAAGGCCAUACAUGAAGUAUUUGAAGUGAGAAUGAAAGUAGUGAGAUCUAGAAAACAUCAGAGCCAGAUGCAAAAAAAUAAAAGAACCACCCCUAAUGGCACACCUAGAGCACCACUGUAGCUGAAGUUCUAAUGGCAUUGUUGACAGCAAGGCUCUUGUUGCACUGACUGAAGGGGAAGAGAAAUGGGACUGAUGUAUUACAUGGAUUUUCCUCCCAAUGCCUCAAAAAAACACUGUUUAAACAUUUUUAUCCAGUCAGUUUUUUCAUAUACAGUGAGUACUUUGAGCAAAAUAUUGUAUAUAAACAUUGAGAUGAAUAUAUGUUCUUGUAAGGAUUCGCUGAAUAUAUGCUGUAAACUUUUUUUCCAGACCAUAUUAAGAAAAAUCAGCUGUGACAGAAAUGUUGGGUACAUAAUUUGCACUUUUUUCGUGUUCUCCUCAUGGAGUUAAACUUUGAUAAACUUAGUUUUUUAUGCUGAUUUUCAUGCAUGGUGUCAGGUAAAACGUAUAGUGUAGUUUAUAUACGUGCUACAAUCAAAUUGUUUACUAAACAAUCAAGAAAACUUGAUACAAUUACUUUUUUAAAAUUUAUGACAGAAUACAUAACAUUCAUACAAAUCUAACUUCAUAUAUUUUUUUCAAUUUGUAAGUUGAAGAAUUCUUAUUUUGAAGUAUGAUAGCAAUAAGAGCUUUACCAACUGGUAGAUAAAAAUUAGCUUUUGUAAAACAGGCCUUUGGCUAAACUCUACCCAAACUUCUCCAUAACACUGGUAAUGCCCUCUCAGUUGGGCUUUUUAUUAUAAUUUACCUCAACAUAUAGCUCUAAAAUAACUUUCUAUAAAGAUAUUAUUUUGUAAUACUGCUUUAUGUUGCAUUGGUGUUUUUAUAACAUUUCAGGAACAGGGUAUGUAACUGAAGGAUUUAUUUAUAUGCUUAGUUUGAGAGUCUGAGCCUCUACAAUUGGAGGAAGAAAAAGUUUUUAUUUCAUUUCUGCCAUACCACUAUAAUAUUAAGUUUCAGGUAUAUUAAAGCAUUAGAGAAAAAUCCUAAUAAAAGUUGCUCAUGUUGGGGCCCAGUUCUGCUUGCUUUACUUGGGUCAAAUCUCCCUUUGAUUUCAGAGGGAGUUCUUAAGUAAGGACUGAAGAAUUGAUCUCUUUUACUCUAAUCUACAUAGAUGUAGCUACUUUCUGUUUUAACACUGAUCACAAUGGCAUAUCUGUCCUUGCAGCAAUUAUGGCACUGCCCACCCCAAAAAGGAGGGCACGGGGAAGUAAAACUUGCCUUCUCAAUUCUGUAUUAAUUUUAUAGUUGUAGCUUAAAGAAUAGCUCUUACAAAUGAAAGAGCACACAGGGAAGAGCAGCUCCUGUACCCAUGCCUCCUAUAUAGGGCUUAUGUGCACAUGGCUCUAGAACAGCUGCAAGAGUUCAUUGAAUAACCUGGUAGCCAGAAAAGAUAACGGAGGAGCACUUUUGAAAGUUUCCUUUGUUAAAAAGCACACGUUCAGUUAAAACAAAUUGUAAUGCUGCACCUUUAAUUGUGCAUUAGAACCACCAGUAUUUUCUGGCUUAUGACAGAAAUGGAGAGUUUUUACCAACAGCAAACAUAGUCAUUGAGAGACUUGCUGAAUACAUACACUGUACUCUUUUAUAAGACCAUCUUGAAAUGUCUUACGCAAUUCUUUAGCUUCUGUUACUGUGCCCAACAUCAAGGUAGUAGAGUGCCAGCUGAGAUGGAAGAUAAGAAUGCAAUAUGUCUAAGUGAAUAUUAGUCUAAGGAGAAAACUAUUGGCUUUUAACCCUUCAUUACUGCCUAAUGUACAUGAUUUUUCUGCUUAUCCUUUAGCCUUAAAUGGUUCCUUUGGUCUGAGUUUAUUGGACAGAAAUGGAGUUUUUUAAAAUAUGAAUUUAAUCAACAAAUGGAUCUUUUCUAGUGUAUCUGAUAAAUAUUGUGAAAAAUAUGCCAAAUGUAUGGUUCUGAGAGCUAUCUGAGUGCUUGGGAGAGACAUCAUGCCAGUGUGAGGAAUAGGGGCAGCAGUGGUACACUGUGGUAUAUUGGUAAAAAAAAAAAAAGAAAAGAAAUGGGAAGGUCCUAUACUAAACUUCAUAUUCCCCAAAUGAGAAGUGGGUAAACUCUUUACCUGGGACUACAUUAUUGGCACUGGUUCAAGAGGGAAGAGUGCUCCAAAAAUACCAGGGAGAGUGAGCACCUCCCAAUUUUACCCCUCUGACACUAGCUGUGUUGGAGACAGCUUCCCCCAGCCUAACGAGUAGUAUCUUCUUUGGGAGUUAAUAGUCAUGUCAGUGAGUGCUCCCCUGUAUUCUCCCCUCCAUAGCACUUCCCCAGAAGUGGAUUUGGGCCACAGUGUGUCCAUAUUUGUCUCCCUCUUUUGUUGCAGUGGUGUGUCAUGAGUAUCGGUCUUCACCACUUCACUUCUCUUAGAUGUAUCUGAUUAUGUGGGGCAAGGAACAUCUUCAGUGCUGCCCAUGUAUUGGACCAGACACUUCAAAGAAUGCUACUGUUUUUUUCCUGCCGUAGAGAUGCUGCUGUGGGAAUCAGGAGAGGUUAAUUAAGAUGUCUGGUUUCUUUAUGUAAGCAUCCACAUUUUUCCACUAAACAUGCAAACACAGUAACAUAUUUGGGUCAACUUAGUUAAGCCUUACAUUUUACAUUAUGUUGUGUAUUAUACUGUCACCAGAAUGACUCUUGCAGCUAUCAUACAAAACUUCCAACUGGAUAAAAUCAGGGUAAAAAUCAAAUAAUCUUACCUAUGUUACAAAUAAUAUGUUGGAUUAUUAAAGCUGAAAGAACUGAAAGAAUGUUAAAAUAAAACUACUUUUGUUGUUCA